Molecule: messenger RNA, 909 nt
Organism: Aureobasidium pullulans EXF-150
Lineage: Eukaryota; Fungi; Ascomycota; Dothideomycetes; Dothideales; Saccotheciaceae
Exons: 2
Coding region: 1-909 (302 amino acids)
Source: RefSeq, a predicted model, not a curated record
AUGCCUCCCAAGGACAAGUACACUGACCCUGAGCUUCGCGAUGAAGUCAAGGAGGAGAUUCACCAAGGCGACAAGGGCGGUGCACCAGGCCAAUGGUCAGCUCGCAAGGCUCAGAUGAUGGCUUCCGAGUACAAGAAGCGCGGUGGUGGUUACACAACCGACAAGAAAGACCAAGACGAGUCCCAAGAGCACCUCUCCAAAUGGGGUGAAGAGGAAUGGCAAACCAAGGACGGCUCAGCCAACGCCAAAAACGAGGACGGCACACAACAACGCUACCUCCCCAAGAAGGCCUGGGAAAAUAUGAGCGAGCAAGAGAAGAAGGAAACCGACGACAAGAAGCAAGCCGAGAGCAAAGAAGGCAAGCAACACGUCGAAAACACCGACAAGGCCAAGGAGAGCAGAAAGCAAGCCAACGAGGAAGAGGACGAAAGCUACGCAAAGAAGAAGGCCGAGGAGAAGAAGGAAGACGGAGAGGAGGAAGAGGCACAGGCCGGUGACAAGCGCACUCGCUCAUCCCAGUCUGCAUCACCUUCCAAGAAGCAAAAGCAAAAUGACGGUGCCGCAAAGGACACAUCUUCACCCUCAAAAUCAAAGUCCGAUGCAAAGAAGGACGACUCCAAGGACACAAAAUCUCCCAGCAAGGAUCAACAAUCCACCUCCGACUCCAAGUCCAAAGACCCACCAGGCAAACCCGCUUCCACCGACCGCCUGCCAGAGAAGGAUCAAGAAGUCUACUGGAAGACCCUAGGCAACUGGACCAAAGGCACCGUCGUCGAAGUCGCCUACUCCGAAAAAGAGGUGGAUGGCAAGAAAGUCAAGGCAUCAGAGGAAGAUCCCAGAAUCGUGCUGAAGAGUGACUCUUCGGGCAAGAUUGCUGUGCACAAGCCUGAUGCUGUUUACUUUGAGUAA